CGCUCAUCAUACACUAAUCCAUCUCACUAGUCACUGGGAGUGGGAAUUCCCAUUAACAUCAGGUGUGUAUUUUGUUUGUAGGGCUCAUUUAAAUGGGUGGUAAAAGGAAAGCAAAGCCUCCAAAACCAAUUGCAUCCGAAUCUGUCGAAAGCAAGAAGAAACAAGAAGUUCCAAAGCAGUAUGCAUUUGAGAGUCAAGCUGGAGAUGGCAAAGAUGAAGACAAGUCCAUACUAAAGGUGCAUCUUCCGUCUGACCUGGAAAAGGAAAUCAUUUCUGAAAUUCUGAGGCUGAAAGAGUACGAAGAUGGAAAGAAGCUUUCUAGCAGAGUUACUGCCAAGAAACUUACGGAUUUCUACAACUCUUUGUCAAACAUUGGAUUUCAGCACAGCCACGUAUCUGACGCCAUGUCACACGUCAUCAAGAAUGGUGGAGAUCUCCAUGAUGCACUUGACUGGCUUUGCUUGAACCUUACCGACUCUUUACUACCACCAGGCUUCUCAGCGGAGUAUAUGGUUGUAGAAAAAAAACAAAACCCACCCCCACAAGUGGACGAACAAAAUAAAGAGAAAGAAUUAGCAAAACUUCAGGAAGAAGAAAAGAAAAGAAAACAGCAAGUGAAGAAAGAGAAAAGGCCAGAGGACAAUAUCACAAUGAAAGAUUGGAUUUUAAAGUAUGCUGAAGGUUAUGAUGAUGAUGAAGAGGAUGAAGAUGUGGAGAAAUCUGAAAAUGUAGAAAGGGAAUCAGAUACAGACCCAAAUGACAGGUAUUUAGAAUUAAGAGCAAAGUUCUGGGAUGCAAAGAGUGAGGCAACGGUAGCUAAGCAAUCACAGGAUUUAUCGGCACAGAAGACUAUUGGAAUAAAGAUCAAACAAAUUAGGGAUGAGAUGUGUGAAAUUGAGAAGCUUGAAGUGUUUGAUCAGCGUUUAAAAGUGGAAGAAAAAACAGAGGACCCGGUUCAACAGAAGAAAGAAACAGCAGUGAAGGAAGGAAAUGAAGAGAAUGAUGAACCAAUCGGCGCAUUUGCAUUAUUUGCAGCUGCCGAGGAAAAUGCAGCCUCGGACUCAAGUAAACCCAGUGAAAGUGAGCAGAAAAAGCCUGUUCUGGAUGUGCGAGAUUUGUCAUACACAAGACAGCAGUGGACAGGUAAAUCACCCAAACAGUUCCUAAUUGAUUGGUGUCGCAAAAACUUACCAAAGAGUCCUCCACCGAAGUAUGAAAAGAUUAACUGCCAUGGGGGAAGGUGGAAAAGCAGGGUGAAAAUUGAUAGGAAGAGCGAUGGUAUGUUAAAUGUGUGUCCAGACACCUUAACUGAGAAUGCAAUGGAUGCCCAGCAUUUGGCCAGUGUGCUUGCGCUAUGGACCCUCUGCCCUGGACAAUCUAUUCAUCAGUUGUUACCACCCCCUUAUCGCAAUGUUUGGAUGGAGUGGAAAGAUGCAGAGAUAAAAACUAAACAGGAAAGCAAACAAGAAAAAAACAAGCCUAGAGAUGAUUUUGUGACAAAACUUGUGAAACAACUGAAGAGUGUACAGAUUACCGAAGACACAAUUUCAGCUGAAGAGGAGGAGGAACAGGAAUCAUGGGAAGACAAAAAUUGGGAUGAGGAAGUGCCAGUUAUAACUAAAGUGAAAAAGCAUGCAAGGAUAUCGUAUGACAGAUUGCGUAAAAUUUAUGUAUCAAGACAGCAAUCAACACAGUUUGAAAGACUUUUACAAACUCGGCAAACACUACCAGUGUUCCAACACAAGGUUACCAUCCUGGAACAGAUUGCUAGCCACCCUGUGGUAGUGAUUGCUGGUGAAACGGGCAGUGGAAAAAGCACUCAAGUGCCACACUUCAUCUUGGAGCAUCUAUUGCUGACAAAUGAUAAACCUGGGCCUAGGAACAUUGUCUGCACACAGCCAAGGAGAAUAUCAGCUUCAAGCCUAGCCAGAAGAGUUUCAGAAGAAAUUGGGGAAAACGGUCCAGGAACUCAGGACUCCCUCUGUGGUUAUCAAAUUCGUUUAGACUCCAAGCAAACUACCUCCACUUGCCUGUUAUACUGCACAACUGGAAUUUUGUUACGGAGACUACAGAUUGACCCCUUUUUAGAAGAUGUUUCCCAUGUAAUUGUGGAUGAGGUUCAUGAGAGGAGUGUCCAAUCAGAUUUCCUUCUUAUUCACCUGAAGAAAAUUCUGAAGAACAGAAGUAAUUUCAAGGUGAUCUUGAUGAGUGCUACAGUGGACAGUAGUAAGAUGUCUGCUUAUUUCAGCCAUUGUCCAGUAGUCAGUAUACCAGGCAGGACAUAUCCUGUUCAGGUUCUUCAUUUAGAGGAUGUCAUAGAAAGGACCGGAUAUAAGUUGGAUGAUGAUUCACCGUAUGCAAUGAAACGCUCUACAGUUGAGGGUCAAGCCAAUUUGAAAAUAACUGGCAAAGGUGGGAAUGUGAGCAAUGUUAAGGUGUCAUGGGAGAGGGAUGACCUAACGACCUCUGACAUGAGCGGUCUUUCUUUAGAGAAAUACAGUAAACAGACACGGCAUGCUGUCUCCUUUCUACACCCAGACCGUAUAAAUAUGGACCUUAUUAUGGAAUUACUUAAUUUAUUGGAAACUGAUUCGGAGUAUGGAUCUGUAGAGGGCGCUGUUCUUAUCUUCCUGCCUGGUUUAGCAAAUAUACAAGAGCUUUAUGAAAUUUUACAAAGUGACAAGAAGUUCUCAAACCCUUCAAAGUACACUGUGUUAGCUCUACACUCAGUGUUGUCCUCUCAAGAUCAGACAUUGGCUUUCAAGUCAAGUCCUAUUGGUGUCCGGAAAAUAGUUCUAGCCACUAACAUAGCAGAGACAGGCAUCACAAUACCAGAUGUCGUGUUUGUUGUGGAUGCUGGCAAGGUGAAAGAAACAAGGUACUUAGAAGGUAGCCAGAUGAGUGUACUAGAAGAGACAUUCAUCAGUAAGGCAAGUGCUAAGCAGCGGCAAGGCCGAGCUGGUAGAGUGCGUAAUGGAUUCUGCUUCAGGCUGUACACACAUGAAAAAUACAAUUCUUUGAAGUCGUACACUAUUCCAGAGAUUCUAAGGGUUCCACUGGAGGAGCUGUGUCUGCAUAUACUUGAAUGCAAGCUAGGCCAGCCAGUUGAUUUUCUUAGCCAAGCCUUGGAUCCCCCACAGAUCAGCAGCAUUAAGGCUGCUAUGUCCCUGCUUCAAGAGAUAGGUGCAUGUUGCACUGACCAGCCUAGCCUAACACCUCUUGGACAUCACUUGGCUGCACUCCCAGUGCAUGUCAGGAUUGGGAAAAUGUUACUUUUUGGUGCCAUUCUUGGUUGCUUGGAACCAGUGGCAAUUAUUGCUGCUGCCAUGACUGACAAGUCUCCAUUUAUUGUGCCGUUAGAGAAGAGAGGAGAAGCAAAUGCAGCUAAGAGAGCAUUAGCCAUCGCCAACUCUGAUCAUAUUACUAUCUACAAAGUUUAUUCUGGGUGGAAAGAAGCAAGGAUUCGUGGCAGGAAGGAUGAGCACCAGUACUGUCAAAGGAAUUUCCUGAGUCGAACAUCAUUGCUAAAUAUUGAGAAUGUAAAGAAUGAUCUUAUGAAACUAAUUGAAUCCAUAGGAUUUUUGGAUGACUCGCCACACAGCGCUCCACAAGGCACCCCUGUCGCAUCUUUCUCAGAGCCUGGUGUGCUUGAGAUAAGUAAAACCCAGUCGGCAUGGCAGAAGUACUCAUUUAAACUAACAAAAGACAAUGUACUGUUACUAAAAGCAGUGCUUACUGCUGGGUUGUAUCCAAAUGUGGCGAAGAUCAACUUUAAACAAUCUGUUAACCCAUCAGAUCAGGAUGAAAGAUUAACCAUGGUUGAAACAGCCAAAGGAAGCGCUGUUCUUCAUCCAGCCUCUGUCAACAAAAUCAUAGCUUGUCAUGGGUGGAUGGUGUUCUUGGAGAAGGUUAAACAAUCAAGGGUCUUUCUUCGUGAUUCCACUCUGAUUUCUCCGUACCAUCUGCUACUGUUUGGUGGUGCUCUUGCCAUAAAGCAUCGUGAGCGCAUUGUGUCUGUGGAUGGAUGGAUCCAAUUCAAGGUAUAGUAUUACUAGUUCCUCUGAUAG
Molecule: messenger RNA, 4067 nt
Organism: Anneissia japonica
Lineage: Eukaryota; Metazoa; Echinodermata; Crinoidea; Comatulida; Comatulidae
Product: ATP-dependent RNA helicase dhx29-like
Exons: 26
Coding region: 93-4046 (1317 amino acids)
Cellular component (GO): intracellular anatomical structure
Molecular function (GO): RNA binding; ATP binding
Source: RefSeq, a predicted model, not a curated record